CUUGCAAAUGUGUGCAUUGACCGCUUGCAUGCAAGACACUGGCAGCACGCAUGCUGGAUAUGAUGGACCAUUCCAUUACAAGGCCAUGUGAGGACUUCUACCAGUAUGCAUGUGGUGGCGUAAUGGAUGACCUUUUCCUUGACCCCGAGAACCCCCAGAAAGAGACUCGCCACUUCAUCAUGGAACAUCUCAAAUCCCUGUCCCCAGAGGACCCAGAACUAGGCCCACUGAAGGUUUUCUAUGACAGUUGCACUGCUGCUGAAGUGGAGAGUCGCAACAGAACUUUCUGGUUGUCAAACAUCAAUGCGGCCCUGGACACCGUUGACAGCAUUGGCCCUUGGUUGGCAGAAGAGUCAGGUUCUGCAGAUGAUUCUCUUAUCAGUAUCACCCAGAUCUUAGUUGGGAUGAUGAAAAUCGACUUUGCACCUUUCUUUGACUUACUGUUGGAUGUGUCUGAGGAUGGAACUGACAGGUUUGUGCUGAAGUUGACACCGCCAGUGCUACUUUCCCCCUUCAGCAAGGACAUGGGAUGGGCUGUGUGUUACAGUGAACACCUCAACCGCACACUGGAGGCUCUGGGCUCACCUUCUUCCUCGUAUGAUCUUAAUGAGGACUAUGAGAAGUACCUUGAGUGCAUUCGGGAGGGCACUGGCCUGCAUGCACGUUUGGCACAGAUGACCCGUGCUGUGAAGGAGCUUGGCCUCAUGCACCACUUCAACAACACCAACCACAAGCAGGGUGCUGAAGGCCAGCUGGUGGACAGCCUAAUGGAUACUGAAUUUCUUCUUAUAGAUAUGUCUAAGGCAUUACCAAGCAAAUCUAAACUGCGAGAAGCACAUCUCAAGAAGGACUUCAAAAAUGUCACCUUGUCGUAUUUGGAGGACAAGUUUAAUUUUCCCAUGUUCAAGGUGGAGUGGGUGGCACUUGUGGAGGGCUUGUUUGGACAUGCUGUAGACCCAGACAAUGUUACCAUUCAUGUCUACUUUGAUGAUGAUCUUCAUGCAGCCCUUGAUGAAAUUGACUUUAUUGGAGAUGUGAUUAAGCUACGAAGAAUCAUGUUGAUACUGUUGGCGGAAAGGCUGUACACAGACCUGGUGGAGCCUGCCCAGCACGCCUUGGGCAAGUUGGAGUACUGCCUGAGGGUCACCACUGAGUUGCUGGGAGACUUUGUCUCUACACUAUACCUGAAAAAUCUUCCUCGCCUCCAGGAGCGUCAGCAAAAGAUGAAGGAGGUGAUCAAGGCCAACAAGGAGGCAGCUGAGCAGGAGCUGUUGCAUCAGCCAGAACUGAAGCCAGAGGAAAUGGAGAUGUGGCUGAGCAAACUGAGAAGUAUGAGUGGGGAGAUGGCAAGCCCAGAGCCUUCCCACUACCUGCUGCCAGGCAUUAAUGAGACCACCCUGAGUGACAAUUUUAUAGACAACUCCCUCAUCCUCCUGACUCGCCACCGGUCCCUCAUGUACCAGCACUUCCUGUCAUCCAUAUCAUCCCCUGCAGUGCUGUGGAGUCACUUCCUGAAGCCUUUCAGUCAGUUUGGCAUUUCAUUAUAUGCUCCCAACAAGUUUCUGAUUCCAUAUGGUGCUAUGGAGGCGCCAUUCUUCUUCUGGGAUGUGCCGGACUACAUUAAUUAUGCAGGCAUUGGACACAUGAUUGCCCAUGAACUGAUUCACGGCUUUGAUGAGACAGGCAUUCGGUAUAAUGGCACACAGCGACAGAUCCUGGAGGGCUAUAAUUACCUUAUAGAACUGUCAGAAUGCCUGUCAGAACAGUAUCGAGCACCUCAGAGUCUGGAAGCUGCCUCUGGUCUCCUGGCAAACUUCACUCUGGAACGACUGCCUCUCAAUGAGGUCCUGGCUGGCUCAGGGGCAGUGAGGCUGGCCUGGGAGGCUUAUGAACUCUUCAGGAGUCAAAAGGACAAGGGAAAAGGAACACCUACAAUGUACACCGUCCCUGAUGCACCGCAGCUGCCUUGGUUGGACCUCAACCCUCAACAGCUGUAUUUUCUUCGGAUUGCUCAAGUCCACUGCAGUGCCACCAGUGACAUCCACAUGUUGCCUCUUAUGGAAAAAGAACACUUGCCCUCCAGGCUGUGGGUGAAAUUGGUGCUUCAGAAUGAACCACUGUUUACUGAAGCCUUCAGCUGCUCUACACCACUCCACCGCCAGUGUCCCUACAUACUGGGUUCUGUCCCAGCCCCCUCCACACCAUGACAAAUGACACACUGAUAACUGUGCUUUUUUUUUUAGAUGAAAAGAAGGAAAUCUUUUGUCCACAUUGUGUGCUGUGGUCUGACACUGUCAUUAGUAGAAGUUUGAACAUUUCUAGAUAUUUCUGCUAUUCCUGUGAGUGAAGAACUGUCAGAAAAUUUGAAAUGUUUGGCUUAAAGGUGUACUUAGUAUUAAGGAAAUAUUUUCACUAAUCCAGCAACAGUUCCUUGAAUCAUAUUUAUAGCUGACUGCUGCAGCUGUUAAUGUUGCAGGAGCAGGCCAGGACUAGACCUAAAUAAUAUAGCAAGGCACACUGGAUAGUUUUAAGCUGCCUUACACAUGUAAUCACUGAUUCUAAGCAAAUACUCUUCUCCCUCCCUAUUGACAUCUUUUCACCUUUCUUGCUCAUAGAUUUUUUUCUUUGUGGGACAAAAGUGGCUGCUAGGGCCAUUUCCAGGGACACACACUUUCACAUUCAAGAGUUACUUUAUUUUAUUAGGUCUCAUCUAUGGCUAAAUCAUGUGAGUUUAUCAGUUAACUCAUCCACAAACUAUGCUUCACUUAAGUGUGAAUAUUGAUGACCAGUGGUUAAUGGAGUAUAAUGUGUGUUGCAUCAUAAUUUGUUGUUUGCACUGUUCAUGUAGUGUUUGACUGAAAUUUUGUGUGUUUUAAGCAGAUGUACAAUCAUGCAUCUCAUUUGAUUAAUAUUAUUAUAAGUAUUAUCCACAAACUUUCAGUGGUUGUUGACCACAGGAAUGUUUAUCAAAUGAUUGUUGAAGAGCAAUAGAGCUCUAUGAGGAACUUUUGGGAAUGCCAGGCUUUGUCAAAAUGAGAUGUGUCACUGUCAGACUACAUUGUGCACACAUUUUGGCAAACAUAUGAAAAUAAAGGAAGCUGCAAGAGGCCAUCAGGGUUACACAUGACUAUCCAUGUAUGAAACAUGCUAAGAUCUAUAUCUAUUUAUUUAUGAAGAACUUGUUAUGAUAAUAGUGUUAAGUCUUGUCAUUCAUGGAGAGAGAGAGAGACUAAAACAUGUUCUGAUGCACUAGCUACAUCUUGUCAUUCCCUCUCUCUCUCUCUCUCUCUCUCUCUCUCUCUCUCUCUCUCUCUCUCUCUCUCUCUCUCUCUCUAACACA
Molecule: messenger RNA, 3340 nt
Organism: Scylla paramamosain (green mud crab)
Lineage: Eukaryota; Metazoa; Arthropoda; Malacostraca; Decapoda; Portunidae
Product: membrane metallo-endopeptidase-like 1
Exons: 17
Coding region: 51-2207 (718 amino acids)
Biological process (GO): protein processing
Cellular component (GO): plasma membrane
Molecular function (GO): metalloendopeptidase activity
Source: RefSeq, a predicted model, not a curated record